Molecule: messenger RNA, 369 nt
Organism: Pistacia vera
Lineage: Eukaryota; Viridiplantae; Streptophyta; Magnoliopsida; Sapindales; Anacardiaceae
Product: transcription factor bHLH92-like
Exons: 3
Coding region: 1-369 (122 amino acids)
Molecular function (GO): protein dimerization activity
Source: RefSeq, a predicted model, not a curated record
AUGAUAGAAUUCUUGAGGAGAAUUAAUCAGUCUGCAAAAAAGGAAUCAGUGAACCGACAGAGAACGGGUCACCUGCUUAUGAUUAACGAGAGGAUGAGGAGAGAAAGGGAGAAGCAGCAUUACUUAGCCUUGCGUUCCAUGUUGUCAACUGGCACCAGGAUUGACAAGAACUCGACUGUUCAAAUGGCGGCGAUGAGAAUCCGGGAGCUGGAAUCGAAGCUGGGAAAGGAUACUAAUGAGAACAAGAUUGGAAUAAGAGUAACUAAUCCAAUAUCUGGGAUUGAUUAUAUGGUCGAGGCUCUUAAAUCCUUGAAAAAGACGGGUUCAAGAAUCAGAAAUAUUCAAUCAGAAUUUUCUGAUCAAAACUGA